AUGAUCCUGAUCACGCUGCUCAAUCUCAUCAAUACAGCCGCCUUCAUGGCCGUGCUCUCCCUCAGCGCCGUGGCCCUCUACACCUCCUACGCCAUCCCCAUCAUCCUUCUGGUUGUCAAGAGAGUGUAUCUCCCGGCGGAGAUCCGGUGGGGUCCGUUCUGUCUUGGUCGGUGGGGGUUGCCCAUUAACCUUUUCGCUAUUGUUUACUCCGUCUACGUUGUUAUUUUUGUCACUUUCCCCACCAUGUUGCCCAUUACGGCUUCGAAUAUGAAUUAUGCCGCGCCCGUCUUGGUUGCGGUUCUGAUAUUUGCCGUCCUUGAUUGGGUUUUUCGGGGUCGAUUCACGAUUAAUUCGUCUAAAACUCUGAACACGAGGUUCCUAUCUCGCUACCAGAAGAACACGCAAUACCGUCACAUCCAUUCUGAGCCUGCAGGAUCAAGCAUCCCUGCAGGUGCAGAUGUAGUUACAUGUGGCGUUUAUCACGGAGCUCCGAGCGCGGCGCUGUCCAUCCUGGAGCUUAUCUCCUAUGGACGUGUCACCCUAAAGCUUGACUCGCUUGAUCGUAAGGAAAUUCCCAAUUGA
Molecule: messenger RNA, 582 nt
Organism: Monascus purpureus
Lineage: Eukaryota; Fungi; Ascomycota; Eurotiomycetes; Eurotiales; Aspergillaceae
Source: the annotation of a GenBank genome assembly